GGUUAGGUCUAAUGACUCAAUCGCUGCAAACCUAUUGUUAUUUUUCUGGUGUUGAACAUCUAUUCAGCCUCAGACUGAUCGCAAUGUUCCUUCUACUUCAUCUUAUUGUUCUGAUAGAUAUCAAAGAUUUUGUGCUGAGUGAUGACAGUACAAUGACAUCUUUGUGCCAGAAAGGAUACUUUCCCUGUGGGAAUCUUACCAAAUGCUUACCACGUGCUUUUCACUGUGAUGGCGUGAACGACUGUGGGAACGGAGCUGAUGAAGAAAACUGUGGAGACACUAGUGGAUGGGCGACUAUAUUUGGCACAGUCCAUGGAAAUGCUAAUAAUGUGGCAUUGACACAGGAGUGCUUUCUAAGUCAGUAUCCACAAUGCUGUGACUGCAAAGAGACUGAACUGGAAUGUGUCAAUGCUGGCUUAAUAUCUGUGCCAAAGAUUUCCAGGAAUGUGACAUUACUGUCUCUUAAGAAAAAUAAAAUUCACAGUCUUCCAGAUAAAGUUUUCAUCAAGUAUGCAGAACUUAAAAAGCUAUUUCUUCAACAUAAUUGUAUUAGACACAUAUCCAGGAAAGCAUUUUUUGGAUUACACAACCUGCAAAUAUUAUAUCUCAACCACAACUGCAUCACAACUCUCACACCUGGUGUAUUCCAAGACUUGCAUCAUUUAAUUUGGCUAAUUCUAGAUGACAACCCAAUCACCAUAAUUUCACAGCAGUUAUUUACUGGAUUAAAGUCUUUGUUUUUUCUGUCUAUGGUUAAUAACUACUUAGAAUCCCUUCCCAAUCAGAUGUGUGCCCAAAUGCCUCAACUCAAUUGGAUGGAUUUGGAAGGCAACAGCAUAAAAUAUCUUACAAAUUCUACCUUUCUGUCGUGUAAUUCACUCACAGUGCUGUUUCUGCAUAGAAAUCAAAUUGAUUUUGUUCCAGAGAAGACAUUUUCUUCAUUAAAAAAUUUAGGAGAACUGGAUCUAUCUAGUAAUAUGAUAAUAGAGCUUCCACCCCGCAUUUUUGAAGACUUGAAGCUUCUACAGAAACUGAAUCUAUCGUCCAAUCCUCUUUUGUAUCUCCACAAGAACCAGUUUGAAAGCCUUAAACAACUUCAGUCUCUAGACCUGGAAAGGAUAGAGAUUCCAAAUAUAAACACAAGGAUGUUUCAACCCAUGAGGAAUCUUUCUUACAUUUAUUUCAAAAACUUUCGAUACUGCUCCUAUGCUCCCCAUGUCCGAGUUUGUAUGCCCUUGACUGACGGAAUUUCUUCAUUUGAGGACCUCUUGGCUAACAAUAUACUCAGAAUAUUUGUCUGGGUUAUAGCUUUCAUAACCUGCUUUGGAAAUCUUUUUGUCAUUGGCAUGAGAUCUUUCAUUAAAGCUGAAAAUACUACUCACGCUCUGUCCAUCAAAAUUCUCUGUUGUGCGGACUGCCUGAUGGGUGUUUAUUUAAUCUUCAUUGGCAUUUUCGAUAUGAAGUACCGUGGGCAGUACCAGAAGUAUGCAUUACUGUGGAUGGAAAGCUUGCCCUGCCAGCUCAUGGGCUUCCUGGCCAUGCUGUCCACGGAGGUUUCCGUCCUACUGUUGACAUACUUGACAGUGGAGAAGUUUUUGGUCAUUGUCUUUCCCUUCAGUAACAUUCGUCCUGGGAAGCGGCAGACCUUGGCUAUCCUCUCUGGCAUUUGGAUUGUGGGGUUUUUGAUAGCUGCGAUACCAUUUUGUAAUGAGAAUUAUUUUGGAAACUUUUAUGGAAAAAAUGGAGUCUGCUUUCCUCUUUACUAUGACCAAACAGAAGAUAUUGGAAGCAAAGGCUACUCUCUUGGAAUUUUCCUAGGCGUGAACUUGCUGGCUUUUCUCAUCAUUGUAUUUGCCUAUAUUACCAUGUUCUGGUCCAUUCAAAAAACUGCCUUGCAGACUUCAGAAGUAAGAAAUCAGAUUGGAAGAGAGAUGGCUAUUGCAAAUCGCUUCUUUUUUAUAGUGUUCUCUGACGCCCUCUGCUGGAUUCCUGUAUUUGUAAUUAAAAUACUUUCCCUUUUACGGGUGGAAAUACCAGGUACAAUCACUUCCUGGAUAGUCGUUUUCUUCCUUCCAGUAAACAGUGCCUUGAAUCCAAUCCUCUACACUCUCACAACAAGCUUUUUCAAAGAGAACUUUAAACAGUUACUGCACAAACACUGACGAAAGUCUAUCUUCAAAACUAAAAAGAGAAGCGCUUCUGCAUCCAUUGUGUGGUCAUAGCACUCCUCAUUUAAACUUUGAGUUUUUCACAAAGAAACUCUUGGGGACAGUAGAGUGAAACCAAGUUCCUAG
Molecule: messenger RNA, 2294 nt
Organism: Sorex araneus (European shrew)
Lineage: Eukaryota; Metazoa; Chordata; Mammalia; Eulipotyphla; Soricidae
Gene: RXFP2
Product: relaxin family peptide receptor 2
Exons: 18
Biological process (GO): G protein-coupled receptor signaling pathway
Cellular component (GO): membrane
Molecular function (GO): protein binding; G protein-coupled receptor activity
Source: RefSeq, a predicted model, not a curated record